Messenger RNA from Synchytrium microbalum, 1287 nucleotides. RefSeq lists its product as uncharacterized. Bases 1 to 1287 code for a protein of 428 amino acids. Gene Ontology annotation, molecular function: homocitrate synthase activity. The transcript is spliced from 5 exons. NCBI's taxonomy places the organism in Eukaryota, Fungi, Chytridiomycota, Chytridiomycetes, Synchytriales, Synchytriaceae. The record is from RefSeq and is a predicted model, not a curated record. Gene Ontology annotation, cellular component: mitochondrion.
AUGGCAGCAACAGCAAACGGAAGCUCGAAUGGAGCUAAUGGAGCUCAUACAGGGGCUGCAGCCGCAAAGGCAGGCCCAUUCUCUGCAAAGUAUUCGGACUUCCUCUCUCGUGUUAGCAACUUCAGCAUCAUUGAGAGCACUCUAAGAGAGGGAGAACAGUUUGCCAAUGCCUUCUUUGACCAAGAAACCAAAAUCAAGAUUGCCAGGGCUCUAGAUGACUUUGGCGUCGAAUACAUUGAACUGACAUCUCCUGCUGCCUCCGAACAAUCAAGAGCUGAUGUCGAGGCUAUUUGCAAGCUGGGCUUGAAGGCAAAAAUUCUUACACACAUCCGAUGUCAUAUGGACGAUGCCAGGAUUGCUGUAGAAACUGGUGUAGAUGGUCUGGACGUUGUCAUUGGCACUUCAAACUUGCUUCGCACUCACUCGCAUGGAAAGAACAUGGAACGAGUCACUGAACAGGCCAUCGAAGUCAUUAACUUUAUCAAAUCCAAGGGUGUAGAAGUCCGAUUCUCCUCAGAAGACUCAUUCCGAAGUGACUUGGUAGACUUGCUAUCCAUUUACCGUGUAGUAGACAAGUUAGGCGUCAAUCGUGUUGGUAUUGCCGAUACUGUAGGUUGUGCAAACCCUCGUCAAGUAUAUGAACUAGUUAGGACUUUACGAGGUGUCGUCUCUUGUGAUAUCGAAUGUCACUUUCACAAUGAUACUGGUUGUUCUAUUGCCAAUGCCUACGCUGCCUUGGAAGCUGGUGCCACACAUAUUGAUACUUCUGUCUUGGGUAUUGGUGAACGAAAUGGUAUUACUCCUCUUGGCGGUCUUGUCGCUCGUAUGUAUGCUGCAGACAAGGACUAUGUCAAGGCCAAAUACCGUCUGGAAAAGCUAAGAGAAAUCGAGAACUUGGUCGCUGAAGCCGUCCAGAUUCAAGUUCCCUUCAAUAAUUAUAUUACUGGUUACUGUGCCUUCACCCAUAAAGCUGGUAUCCACGCAAAAGCUAUUUUGGCCAACCCAAGUACAUAUGAAAUUUUAAAUCCAGAAGAUUUUGGAAUGACUCGGUACGUGUCAAUAGGACACAGGUUGACUGGCUGGAAUGCAGUCAAGAGCCGUGUCAUGCAAUUAGGAUUGAUCUUGACCGAUGAAGAAGUAAAGGAAGUUACUGCUCAAAUCAAGGCUGCUGCUGAUGUCAAGCCUCUUGGUAUUGAAGAAGUUGACACCUUCUUACGACGAUUCCAUACCGAUAUGCAAUUGAAGCGAACAAAUUCACCUAUGGUCUCGAGCGGUGUCGCUCAUUAA